AUCAGGGUGAGGCGAACAACUCAUCCGAUCACGCGGAUUGCGGAAGUUCAUUAUUGUGAACAACAAGCUGAAGAGAUGGCUCCCUUUACGAAGAAAAGCAGAAAGGAGGAGCUUACCCCUUUGAGAACAAAGAAUUUGCUACGCAGCAACGGUAUAAAAGGUCCAGAGUAUCUGGCGUGGGUGUCAGAGACGGUUUCUACAAAUAAAUCCGAGAGGUUCAGCCUAGAGAGUCCUGUUGGGGCCAUGCUGACCAUAGCACCUGUGGAGGACACGGAGUACAGGGACAGACCUGCGGUGGUGAACGCAUGGGGGAAGUUCUAUCUUCCCACCACCGUCACGAUGCAGGUCAUCGGUUACGUGACGGGAACCUCAUACCCUUGUGACCAGCUUGUCUUGAUGACAUGCGAGGACCAGAAAGUGUACGGCUUCGAUGGAGACGAGCUGCAUCUGCUGGCCUCCAGCCCCAAGCAGUUGUCUGAGGAGGGAAUAGCCUGCCCUCCAUCCAAGAGCUAUUACCAUGGCGAGGCCUUCAAAGACAUGACCAGCGAGGAUUGGGAGAAGGUGAAGCAGAGCCCUGUGGGGAAACGGUUGGAUGAGGAGCAUCACAAUCUGGUGGCUUCUCACAAAUCCUCCCUCCUGAAGAAUCUGAGACUCAGCAGACAAAAACAGAGCUGUCAUCAGCAGUACGGCCGCUGCCUCCCUAAUGACGUCUUGACCCAGCUGCAGAAAGGUGGAACGUGACCAUGUUUUUAGCAAUGGCUGCAACAUGGACUAAAAUAGGAAAAAAAAAACAAUGUCUGGUUCAUGACAUGGUGGACCAAGACCAAAGGAGGCGUGGAGCCGGACGUGGACGUCCAGGGUUUGAGUCCCAGGUGCUCCCUGAACGGUCCAGAUAGCAUAGAGGAGUUGUUGUUGUUUUUUUUAUUUUAUUUUUGUAUAAUGACUUGUGUGUGAGAAUAUGUUUUGCACAUUUAUUAGUCAAAUAAUGACUUUCAUGUAAACUGCGUAUCUCUUCCAGAGCGGAUGCACAGACCUGUGUGUGUGUGUGUGUAUUUGUGUAUUUGUGUGUGUGUGUGUGCAGUAAAACCUGAAUGCUGGCUCAAGUUGAGCUAAUUGUAAGCUACAGCUGAUCAUCAAUGUGGAGGUUCACUCUAAUGAGCAUCAACAGGAUAAUCCUGAGGGACUUUCACCUGAGCUACAGUCAGACUAAAACCUCUGGCUAUGAUGAAAAACAGUAAUAUCCCUCCCUGGGAGCUUCUUGCUGGAUUUCCAAUCCAGCUUUAUAUAUAAAGCAUUUUAGUUUAUCAAAGGGCUCAAAGUGUUGUACAGAAUUCAUAAAAACAUUUAAAACAUUAAAACUCUAUAGUAAGGAAAGAAACAGUGCAAUACAGAAAUGGAUUAUUACUAAAAUACAUUAGCGGCCGUGCAAUAAAAAGAUUAAUAAAAUAAGCAGAAUUAAACAUCGUCUUGCGUGGUGUCAAAGGCCAAGGCAAAUGAGUUUUAAGAAGAGAUUUAAAGUCAGUGAUGUAGCCUGUGAUGUUCAGAGGUAGCCCUAACCCUGUUGUAAAAUGUUUUAGCCAUUUUGGCCAGCCAAAGGAAAAUAGUUUCUUCACAAGUGGACUAAAGGGCUGCAAAGAUGGCAUUCAAAACAGGUUCAUUAAAGGAGGAACAGAUGUACAGAAUAAAUUUAAAUGAAAUGCUCAGAUAGCAUAAUUAUGUUUCUAGGUUCUUGGCAUUAGACUAAAAAUGAAGAAAAAUCCUCUUUAACUGUGUUUCUGUUUUUGGAAUGUAAGAAAUUGCAACCAUUUAUCCUCAGGUGUGGAACAUUGUGAGAGUGUAACAUUUAAAAAUGUAAUUAAUGCAGAAGAAAAAAAGAUUUCUUUGACCCAAUUGUUAACAUAAUUUCUCCAACCUUAAGAACAUUUUUUCUCAGAUCAAAGGAACUUUUCUAAACAUCCCAAAAUGUAAUUAUCUCCUUCAGCAGAAGGUUUUCGUCAUCAAUCCUAAGCUGUUUCUUUCAUACUUCAGCUAGUAGCAAAAAGUAAAAUCACUGUUGCACACAUGCCAGUAUCUUCUCACACACACAUGCACACACAAAAUAAUAGAUGUAGCAAGUGUUCAAUAAAUGUACAAAGUUCUAAAAUAAAAAAAGUAUUAAAACCGUUAAAAAAAAUCUAAAAAUGUGAAAAAAUAAAACUUUUAAACAUGAAA
Messenger RNA from Fundulus heteroclitus (mummichog), 2211 nucleotides. RefSeq lists its product as uncharacterized. Lineage: Eukaryota; Metazoa; Chordata; Actinopteri; Cyprinodontiformes; Fundulidae. The record is from RefSeq and is a predicted model, not a curated record. The transcript has 6 exons. Bases 76 to 741 code for a protein of 221 amino acids.